UGCUUACACGUCAAAUAUCAGAUUGUAAUUUCCAAUUUUAUGUUUUUAAUUUUUAUUACAUGAAUUACGUUAUUUAAAGCUGUAAAUACAAGAAAAAGUACACACUGAAUAUAUUGAAUGUACAUAGAUAGUUAAAAAAUCAUUCCAUUGUUAGGACAACUAAUGUUUUGGUAGGCUAAGCUAAUCUUACAAAAUGGGCGGUAUAUUCAGUUACUUCAGAGGCUUACUAGGAGCCCGAGAAAUGAGGAUAUUGAUCCUCGGUCUGGACGGCGCCGGGAAAACGACAAUAUUGUACAAAUUACAAGUCGGCGAGGUAGUGACGACUAUACCUACGAUUGGCUUUAAUGUAGAACAAGUUACGUAUAAAAAUUUAAAGUUUCAAGUGUGGGAUCUUGGAGGACAGACCAGUAUAAGGCCAUACUGGCGAUGUUACUAUGGCAACACGGAUGCAAUUAUAUAUGUUGUUGACUCGGCAGAUAGAGAUAGAAUAGGAAUAUCUAAAGAUGAAUUAGUUCACAUGUUAAGGGAAGAAGAAUUGUCAAACGCAAUCCUAGUAGUGCUAGCGAACAAACAAGACAUGGCGGGCUGUCUCACAGUGGCCGAGGUGCACCAGGCCCUCGGUCUAGACGCUCUGCGCGAUAGAACCUUCCAAAUAUUCAAGACUUCUGCGGUGAAGGGCGAAGGCCUGGACCAGGCGAUGGACUGGCUGUCGAAUGCACUGCAAGCGAGAAAAUAACACCAAGAGCAUUUAAUACGGAAAGACGCAAAAAAUGUUUCGAGCGCAGCGUGCAGUGAUGUAGUCAUAUUAACCGCCAGUAGAAUAAGUACUUAGCAUCGCCGUUCCCUCGCUUCACAGAUAAAUAAUAAAUACAGAUAACGUAAAAAUACAGAUACAUAAUAAUUACAGAUACAUAAUAACUACAGAUUAAAUAAGGUUUUUGUCACUGGUAACACUGUUAUUCACUGGUUAUAAUUUUAGAAUAGAGCUGUGUUUUUUAUACUUUCCAAUUUUAGUUGUGGUUUUGUUUUUUUUAAUUUGUUUAAUAAUUCAAAACACAAUUAAAAUUGCUAGAGCCGUUCUCAGCUGACAAGGUAAAAACAAGAAUGAUGGUGUUAUAUUAUAUAUUUUGUUUGUGUAUUAUUGUGAUUUAAUUUUGUAUAAUUUAUUACAAAAAUUUUAUUACACAUAAAACAAUGGUUGGCAACAUUUUUAGUAUUUGAAUAUAAAAUUUGAAUCAUUAAAAAAAUGUUCUGUACGAAAAUGAUAUUUAAGAUAAAAAUUAAGCACAAUAUAAAUAAUAAGUUUUAUAUUGGACAAAAAUUAUGACUUACAUAAUUUGUAAUUUGUAAUAUUAAGGAUUUUUUCAGGAUAAUUUUUAUUAAAACUAAGCAGUUUUUGGCGUCAUAAAUUUAUUAUACUUUUCUGUGAUUUUGUCAAAAUGUAUUUAACAAAAUUAAUCUAUAGAUAUGUUUGUAUUUCACAAAUUCGCUUUGUUUUUAAUAUUAUUCUAGAUAUAUUGAAGUUUUUUGGGUUUAUUGCAAAUAAUUUAUAUUUUAAUUAUGAAUAUAAUUAGAACGGCGAUGCAUUACUAGGUAAUUUUAAAAGUGUGAGAGAAUAUUAUAGGGACUGUUAAACUAUC
Colias croceus (clouded yellow) is the source of this 1640-nucleotide messenger RNA. It is a transcript of the gene Arl1, whose product is annotated as ADP-ribosylation factor-like protein 1. The record is from RefSeq and is a predicted model, not a curated record. The transcript has 5 exons. Gene Ontology annotation, cellular component: cytoplasm; Golgi apparatus. NCBI's taxonomy places the organism in Eukaryota, Metazoa, Arthropoda, Insecta, Lepidoptera, Pieridae. The coding region runs from base 194 to 736 and encodes 180 amino acids. Gene Ontology annotation, molecular function: GTPase activity; GTP binding. Gene Ontology annotation, biological process: intracellular protein transport; vesicle-mediated transport.